GGCAAGGGCGGCUACCCCCAGCAAGCCAACAAGAAGUUCACGGAGUAUGCUCGCCAGAGGCUGCUUGGACAAGACGGGCGCUUCGAGAAGGACCCCUCCUACACCAUGUGGCUGCUAGAAGAGCACAUGAAGAAACGCCUCUCCGGGAACGUCAAUGUCCGAGUGAAAAACCAAGAGCUACCACAGAUGGGCAAUCGGUAUGAAGCCUUCAACCGCAACGUUUUCUCGGCCUUGAGGGACCUGCCGGGCACAUUGCCUUACCUCUACUCCAAGAAAGGGGUAGCCAUGAGCGUGUAUGAUCAGCUCGGAAAGCCUCAAUUCUUCUUGACUUUGAUGUGCCAUUGCAGGCAGCCCAACAUCUUGACGGCCGUGGUGAUCGCCAAGCUCCUCCGGGAUCACGCCUUUGCAGCUGGUGGGGAAGAAGUGGAAGAGCAGGCGGCCAAAAUCGUGCACCAGUACAUGAUCAACGAAAACCACACAUGGGAUGGCAUGACCGCAAACCAGCUCUGCAAUUCCAUGCCGGCCAUCGUUGCACGGCAGUUCACGCAUGGCCUCAGGAUGGCGAUGGCCGCGGGAGAUGACGACGCAGAGCCGGUGGAUUGGUCGGAUGACGAGGCGAGGGAGAACUCCAUUCCAACUUGCGCAGAGGACCUCAGUGACAAAUACAUCCGCACCAAGUCGGCCUACCGCUGGAAGAAUGAUGACUCCAAGGUCCCAGAGAAGAGGCGUAAAGUCAACGCAAAGCUGGCUACUUUCAUGGAGCACAAGUGCGGGCCUUACUGCGGAAAGUACACCCCGGGUAGCUGCCGCUUUGGGUUUCCAAGGGCUGCAGAAGAGCAGAGCAGGUGGCGCGCGCCACAGGAGCAAUUCAACAGCCGAUGGAAGUCCAGCCUGGCAGCCCGGCGGCACCAAGAUGAUGGCAUGGUGGGGCAGUACAAUGAGGCCAUCCUUCGCUUUUGGCGGGCCAGCAUGGACUUGCAAGUUAUCUGUGAGCUGACGUGUGCCAGCAAGUACAUCCUUGGCUAUGCUUUCAAGUCAGAAGAAGACCUUGCGGCAAAGAAGCGCAUCGAUGCCACCAUGGAGGGCUUCCUCCAGGAUUUGGGCCGGGUGGACUUGACCACGAACGAGGUGUACAGAGCAGCCCAUGCAGCAACACAAGGGCGCACCACCUCCACCUUUGAGGCGGCUCACUACAUCCUGGGCUUUCCCACAGUCUUCUUCUCCAGGGACAAUGAGUAG
This is a messenger RNA of Durusdinium trenchii, 1239 nucleotides long. The record is from the annotation of a GenBank genome assembly. Lineage: Eukaryota; Dinophyceae; Suessiales; Symbiodiniaceae.